This is a messenger RNA of Plasmodium vivax (malaria parasite P. vivax), 1236 nucleotides long. RefSeq names its product Pv-fam-d protein. Bases 322 to 1236 code for a protein of 304 amino acids. The record is from RefSeq and is a predicted model, not a curated record. Lineage: Eukaryota; Apicomplexa; Aconoidasida; Haemosporida; Plasmodiidae. The transcript has 3 exons.
AUUCCUUUUAAGUAAUACUUAUGAUCCAGUUAUUUCCUUGUCCAAUAACAUAUAAGUUCUGUCAAGUAUAAAUCGUAGUAUAUUUUGAAAAUUCCAUAUAAAAACUGCUAUUAACUAAAUAAACGCAAAUUUUAAAUAAUAGAAAAUUUCUCAAUAUUUCCAAAUUAUACAUAAACAUAUAUUUUUUAUAAAAAAAUAUUUUUUCUUUCUCUGUUGUCAAAUAUAUUUGUUGAUAUUAAAUUUGAUUCAGUUUUGAUUAAGGCUGAUUUGCAAUUUUAAAGAAAUUUUACAUAUAAGUAAAUUUUAAAAAAAAACGCAAACAUGUUCUCAUUCGCCAGUACAUUUACUUUUGCCUUGUUAAUGAUAGCAGGCAGCAAUUCUUUUGAAACAGCUCCACAUGAUAAUGCAUGGGGUAGCAGUAUACACCUAAAGGGACAAUUUGGCGCAAGAACUAGCAGAUUGUUGAAAGGAGAAACGGAAUAUGCUUAUCCAAGCAGAUAUGCACAUUCAAAAGAAAGAAUAAUAGAUAUUUUAGAAGGUGACGAUUGUAAGGCUACAAGAAAAUAUAAGCCACUAGUGUAUGAUGACGAAUUUCUAAAUGUACAUAAUGAAUUAAGCUAUGAUAGAAAAUAUCAGAAAUCAGCUAAGCAAUUCAAAUCUGGAGACAACCAUAACAGAAAAUUUGGUGCAUUAAACAAAAGUGAUGAUUUAAACAGCUUAUAUGAUUCGUCGGAGUCUGUGAAUGAUGAUGUGUAUAAUUCAUUCGAUGACUUAAAAAGUGAUAUCGCUUAUGAUGAUUCAAGUGAUGAUUUAAGAGCUAACAAUUAUUUCGAACCAAUGUAUAUGCAAAGAAGAAAAAAAGGAUUUCUUGAAAAAGUAUUUCACGAAGGAACUAAAUUAGAAAUAGUUGAGGAUUCAAGCAUUGUUAAUUUUGUAAAAAAAAUUGAUUCUAAAGUUGAAUCAGAAAUAUUACGUUUCCUGAAAAGUGAGAACAAACAUUAUCAGAGUAAGCACAGACCCGAAAAUUCUUCGAGCUCUCUAGAAAGAUAUAAAAUAUUUAUGCCAUUCGUAGUUAACGUUUUCAUAAUAGUAUUAUGUGCAUUAAAUGGCGCAAUACCGGGUGUUAUUAUAUUUCAAAUAUUAGGAGUAGUGAUGGCACUUUACUAUAAGCGUAAAAAAGAUAAAUGUCAUAAAUUUUUGAAAAGAAGUAAAAAUGUAUCACGUAAGCGUCGCUAA